ACGUACUGGGGGCCUCAGUUGCGGUCAGUUUGCGGACGUGGACAGUAUUAAGAAAAUUCUAUUUAGACUUAUAUUUCUUGAGUAGAAAUAUGAAAAGUUUUAGUGCAUUUUUAAUAAUCUUGAUCGUUAUAAAUAUAUCUUUGCUGUUUGUUAAUUGUGACAGUCCAACAACCAAACGAAAUUCAACCUGGACCGACACAUUAAAAAGGGAUUUACUCGUCGAUUAUGAUAAGUUUGUUAGGCCCGUGGAUCAUGGAUCCACGACAAAAGUUCAUAUCUUUCUCACAGUCAAGCAUGUCGACGUGGAUGAGCAGAAAGGUAUCAUGUCCGUUUUCGGAUGGAUCAAAAUGCAAUGGCAGGAUGAUAAGCUUAUCUGGAACGCUACGGAAUAUGGGAAUUUGAACAGUAUCCAUCUUGCGGACCACGAGAUUUGGCAGCCCGAUAUAACAUUGUACAAUAGCGCCUUAGGAAAUACCAUUGAUCACUACGCCAACACAUUGACCAUUGUCAGCAAUUCAGGGACAGUAAUGUGGGUUCCCCCAUUCCAAUUUCAAGUUUUCUGCGAAUUCGACUUGCGUCUUUGGCCGUUUGACACACAGACUUGCGAAAUAUGGCUUGGAUCGUGGGUCUACAAUGGCUUGGAAAUUGACCUGGAAAUAUCGGACUAUGGCACAGAGAUUGAUAUGUUUAUUCCAAACCAUGAGUGGAAGAUAAAGAAUAUAACAGCUUCGCGUAAUUCCACCUAUUACGAUUGUUGUGCCGAACCGUAUGUGAGUAACACCUACACGAUAACGGUCAUGAGACAGUCCCCAAUUUACAAGACAAUGGUGGUCACUCCUGCUACAUGUGUUAUAUUGAUGACGCUUGCGGCAUUCUGGCUUCCUCCUCAGUCGGGGGAGAAAAUUGUGUUGAAUGGAAUCAAUAUUAUUAUGAUUGGAGUAUUCAUGAUGUACUUCGGAUAUCAAUUACCUGUUAUGGCGCUUCACACGCCGUUAGUAGUGCUCUUCUACAGCAGCAGCCUCUACCUGGUGAGCAUCGCCAUGAUUGUAGCGGUCAUUGUAAACUACUGUGCAAACUCGAAACACAACAUUAAGGUUCCUUGGGCUGUUAAAAAUUUGCUCGACGGAUGGCUAGGUAGUAUCCUGGGACUAUGUCAUGUCAACUACUCAAAAGGACAGACUAGUCAACAACGUGAUGCUGAACUGCGAGAUCAACCAUUUGAAGACAACAGCACAGCCGAUGACCGACAAAUGAUAAGCAACCUAACGAAAUCAAGUAUUCAGCAUGACUGGCUCAUUCUUGCAACGGCCAUUGACCGAAUUUGCUUUUUGUCCUACUGCUUGGUAUUCAUCAUUCUCGCGGCAAUGUAUUCGGUUUGAAGCAAAGUAUUCUGGCUGAUACGAAGCUAUAACUAAGUAUAAGUCGGUGAUAAGUUUGUAUAAUUGUAGAUAAAAUGUUUAUAAUAUAUGUAUUUGUUAUAAAGUUUC
This is a messenger RNA of Hermetia illucens (black soldier fly), 1487 nucleotides long. RefSeq names its product acetylcholine receptor subunit alpha-type acr-16-like. Gene Ontology annotation, biological process: chemical synaptic transmission; nervous system process; monoatomic ion transmembrane transport. Gene Ontology annotation, molecular function: neurotransmitter receptor activity; extracellular ligand-gated monoatomic ion channel activity; transmembrane signaling receptor activity. NCBI's taxonomy places the organism in Eukaryota, Metazoa, Arthropoda, Insecta, Diptera, Stratiomyidae. The coding region runs from base 90 to 1379 and encodes 429 amino acids. The record is from RefSeq and is a predicted model, not a curated record. Gene Ontology annotation, cellular component: neuron projection; membrane; synapse. The transcript is spliced from 4 exons.